Messenger RNA from Aplysia californica (California sea hare), 759 nucleotides. RefSeq lists its product as uncharacterized. Lineage: Eukaryota; Metazoa; Mollusca; Gastropoda; Aplysiida; Aplysiidae. The record is from RefSeq and is a predicted model, not a curated record. Gene Ontology annotation, cellular component: membrane. Bases 16 to 759 code for a protein of 247 amino acids. The transcript has 2 exons.
AAAUCAUCUGAGCAAAUGUGUCUUGUCAUCUCUUUAUUUCCACCCUUUUUUCCUUUAGAUUCGCCAGCUUCCCUAGACGCCACAAUGGUUUUGUCCAGCUCCCAGAUGAUCGCUCUGUCUUUACUCACCAUAGGAAGCUUAGCUUGCAUAGCUGGUGUUAUCUCCCCUAACUGGGAAUACCAGGUCAUCCGGGAUCCUAUGGGCCCUGACGAUGACAUACAGCUGGGCUUGUUCUACGGAUGCGCCACGGUCCACUCUUUGCAAAUCGACGGCUGCAAAAUCCUUGGAUGGGAUUUGAGCAAAGAAAUCGGAGAUGACACCUUCUUUAAAGCCGUCCGCGUGACUAUGUGUGGAUCCAUCCUCUUCAUGCUCACUAGCACGAUGGUCGGGUUGGCCCUUUGCUUCAGACGACACAACGCUACAUCCAUCAUGUUUCCCGCCAUUAUCAGCACACUCGCGGGGAUUAUCGGCAUGGCGGGCGUCACGACUUUCGCCAUCUGCAGUGAUGGGAAAUUCAACCCUUUCGAACAAGGCUUAGGGGAGGACUUUGAGCUCAGUCUGACCAAAGGCUGGUCGUUCUAUUUAAGUGCGUGCGGCAGUGGUUUCGUGUUUCUGGCGGGUCUGCUGGCGAUGUGCGCGCCCGGGAGAGAGGGGAAGUACGUCAUCACCCCGACCACCACCACAACCUGUGGUCGCUACGGGGGCCUGGCCAACCCGGUGUUCUAUUCCAAGGACCCUGCACAGGCAGAGAAGAGCUAA